Molecule: messenger RNA, 1213 nt
Organism: Clunio marinus
Lineage: Eukaryota; Metazoa; Arthropoda; Insecta; Diptera; Chironomidae
Source: the annotation of a GenBank genome assembly
CUUUUCAUCCAUACUUUAAUUGUAUAAAUAAAUAAAUAAUUGUUAAUAAAUAUGCCAAAGAAUAAGAAUAAGAAAAACAAACCUUCAGGUUUUUGGUGUUUCGCUAUGGAUUAUAAAAAUAAAAUGAGCAAACGCGGAAAAAUUAUAAAUGUUUCUGAAUUGAGUCAAUUGGCUGGACCAGAGGGGAACAAAUUGUCAGAAUCUCAACAAAAACUUUACAAUAUGAAAGCCAAGACAGAAACUUUUGCUCCAACACCAAAGAAGCAAGAACGAGUGUUAUACAAUUCCCUUGGACAAAACAUAAAAGAAGUUGAGGAUGCAAAGAUAUCGGAAAAACGCACAUAUGAAGUAAUGACCAAAGAUAUUCAAGAAAUGCUUCAAAAUGCAGAAGAUUUGGGAGAACUGGAGGAUUUGGUUUUUUAUUUUGUAUCCACAUCUUCAUUUUUCAAUGGAAAAGACGGAAUUUAUCCUGCUGAACUUGCAGUGGCUAAAUUCAGUUUGAUGAAAGGCGUAUUUGACACUUUGCACAUUCGAGUCAACCCUGGAGAUCUUCCUCUCGGAUCGAAAUUUGACGCGCAAGAGAAAGCAAAAGAACAUAAAUAUCCAUUACCGCCUAAUACCAAAGGAGAAAAAGAUUAUGUGACGAUCUUGGAACAGAUUAUGGAUUUCUUUAUGCCAUUGGAGAAAUUGCCAAUUCUCUUCGCCGAUGGAAAUACAACGACAAAUAAAACGCCGCUUAUGGAAACAUGCAAAGUGUUUGAGAAGAUAUUCCACGAAUCUCAAGAAGCUGACACAUUUAAAUAUCUUAAAAUUUAUCCCAACGAAGAAUUGUUGUUCGCACUUCAAAAUCUCAUAACUAAAAUCAAUAAUAAAUCGAAUGGGACUUCAGAUGUUGCCUUUGGAUCUCGAGCGUAUGCCGCUCAAAUGCUUAAGUCUGAUGAAUUUUGCUACUCAACUAAGGGGUGCGACUUUCAUAAUGAACACGAUGUUGCUAUAAAUUGCUGCCUGUCAAAGGUCCGUCAAAACAGCUACAAAUUUGCCAAAUGGUGUUGUGAUAAAACGCGCAUACCUCUCCAAAUAGGAAAUCACAUGCCAGAAGAAUAUGAAUGUUAAGAAGAAUUUAAAUUUAUUAAUUUUGUAACAUAAGAAAUGAUAUCUAAUAUUGAAUAAAAAAUGAAUUUGUGAAAUGAUUUAAUAAAAAGUAAUUUAAAAA